Molecule: messenger RNA, 5660 nt
Organism: Cuculus canorus (common cuckoo)
Lineage: Eukaryota; Metazoa; Chordata; Aves; Cuculiformes; Cuculidae
Gene: EIF3A
Product: eukaryotic translation initiation factor 3 subunit A
Exons: 22
Coding region: 107-4363 (1418 amino acids)
Biological process (GO): translation reinitiation; formation of cytoplasmic translation initiation complex
Cellular component (GO): eukaryotic translation initiation factor 3 complex, eIF3m; eukaryotic translation initiation factor 3 complex, eIF3e; multi-eIF complex
Molecular function (GO): translation initiation factor activity; mRNA binding
Source: RefSeq, a predicted model, not a curated record
GGCGCGUGGGGCGGUGUUUCCUGUUCCGGCGCGCGCCCUUUCCGGCCUCGCGCGCUGCCUCGUCUGGAGCUCGGAGCCGCCGCCGCGCCCAGACCCCGCCGCCAUCAUGCCGGUGUACUUCCAGCGGCCCGAGAACGCCCUGAAGCGGGCGAACGAAUUUCUUGAGGUUGGCAAAAAACAGCCUGCCCUUGAUGUUCUCUACGAUGUUAUGAAAAGUAAGAAACACCGAACAUGGCAGAAAAUUCACGAGCCGAUUAUGCUGAAGUACCUGGAACUCUGUGUGGAUCUCCGCAAGAGUCACCUGGCCAAAGAAGGGCUGUACCAGUACAAGAACAUUUGCCAGCAGGUGAACAUCAAAUCUUUGGAGGAUGUCGUUCGAGCCUAUUUAAAAUUAGCUGAAGAAAAAACAGAAGCAGCUAAGGAAGAAUCCCAGCAGAUGGUACUGGACAUAGAAGACUUGGAUAACAUUCAGACUCCAGAAAGUGUUCUUUUGAGUGCUGUGAGUGGAGAGGACACUCAGGACCGUACUGACCGACUGCUCUUGACCCCCUGGGUGAAAUUUCUGUGGGAGUCCUAUAGACAGUGCUUGGAUCUUCUCCGAAAUAACUCUCGAGUGGAACGUCUGUACCAUGAUAUUGCACAGCAAGCUUUUAAGUUCUGCCUGCAGUACACGCGUAAAGCUGAGUUCCGCAAACUCUGCGAUAACCUGCGGAUGCAUCUGGGACAGAUCCAGCGUCACCACAACCAAAGCACAGCCAUCAACCUCAACAACCCUGACAGUCAGUCCAUGCACUUGGAGACCAGGCUGGUGCAGCUCGACAGCGCCAUCAGCAUGGAGCUGUGGCAGGAAGCUUUCAAAGCAGUGGAGGAUAUUCAUGGGCUCUUUGCGCUGUCUAAGAAACCACCCAAACCACAGCUGAUGGCAAACUACUAUCACAAAGUCUCAACUGUCUUUUGGAAAUCAGGAAACGCCCUUUUUCAUGCAUCUACACUUCACCGCCUUUACCACUUAUCGAGAGAGAUGCGAAAGAAUCUCACGCAGGAGGAGAUGCAGAGGAUGUCUACUCGAGUCCUUUUAGCCACGCUGUCAAUCCCUAUAACCCCUGAGAGAACUGACAUCGCUCGCCUUCUGGAUAUGGAUGGUAUCAUCGUUGAGAAACAGCGACGCCUGGCAACCCUGCUGGGCCUGCAGGCCCCGCCUACGCGGGCCAGCCUCAUUAACGAUAUGGUGAGGUUCAAUGUUGUGCAGUAUGUUGUUCCAGAAGUGAAAGAACUUUACAACUGGCUUGAAGUAGACUUUCACCCGCUCAAGUUAUGUAGCCGUGUCAGCAAGGUGCUGAACUGGGUGAAAGACCAAGCUGAGAAGGAACCGGAACUGCAGCUGUAUGUUCCUCACCUGCAGAACAACACCAUUCUUCGCCUACUGCAGCAGGUGGCCCAGAUUUAUCAAAGCAUUGAGUUUUCUCGUCUGUCUACUCUGGUUCCUUUUGUCGAUGCUUUCCAGCUGGAACGUUGUAUUGUCGACGCAGCCAGACAUUGUGACUUACAAGUUCGCCUUGAUCACACCACCCGGACACUGAGCUUUGGCUCGGAUUUGAAUUACAGUACUAGAGAAGAUGCUCCACUAGGCCCUCAGCUACAAAGCAUGCCUUCAGAGCAAAUCAGGAACCAGUUGACUGCCAUGUCCUCUGCUCUGGCUAAGGCUCUUGCCGUCAUUAAGCCUCCUCACUUACUGCAAGAGAAGGAAGAACAGCAUCAGCUGGCAGUCACUGCCUUCCUCAAGAAUUCCCGGAAGGAGCAUCAGCGUAUCCUUGCUCGCCGUCAGACUAUAGAGGAAAGAAAAGAGCGUCUCGAGAGUCUAAACAUUCAGCGUGAAAAAGAAGAGCUGGAACAACGUGAAGCUGAAUUGCAAAAAGUCCGGAAGGCUGAAGAGGAGAGACUGCGCCAGGAGGCGAAAGAAAGAGAGAAGGAGCGUAUCCUGCAAGAGCAUGAACAGAUCAAGAAGAAGACUGUUCGUGAGCGCCUGGAGCAGAUUAAGAAGACUGAACUGGGAGCCAAAGCAUUUAAAGACAUCGAUAUUGAGGAUCUUGAAGAAUUGGAUCCUGACUUCAUUAUGGCUAAACAAGUUGAACAGCUUGAAAAAGAAAAGAAGGAACUUCAGGAACGUCUGAAGAAUCAGGAGAAAAAGAUCGACUACUUUGAAAGAGCAAAGCGCUUGGAGGAAAUUCCUUUAAUAAAGACAGCGUACGAGGAGCAGAGAGUGCAUGACAUGGAGCUGUGGGAGCAGCAGGAAGAAGAAAGGAUCACCACUUUGCAGCUGGAGCGUGAGAAGGCCCUUGAGCAUAAGAACAGACUCUCAAGGAUGUUGGAGGACAGAGAUUUAUUUGAAGCAAGGCUUAAAGCGUCACGACGAACAGUUUAUGAGGAUAAACUCAAGCAGUUCCAGGAACGGCUGGCAGAAGAGAGGCGCAAUCGUCUGGAGGAACGCAAGAAACAGCGCAAAGAAGAGAGGCGCAUUACUUACUACAGAGAGAAGGAGGAGGAAGAGCAAAGGUUACGAGAAGAACAGCUGCUUAAAGAGCGUGAGGAAAAGGAACGCAUAGAGCGUGAGAAACGGGAGCAGGAACAGCGCGAGUACCAGGAACGCGUCAAAAAACUGGAAGAACUGGAGAAGAAAAAACGUCAAAGAGAAAUGGAGAUAGAAGAAAGGGAGCGUCGUCGAGAGGAAGAAAGGAGAGGUCUGGAUGACCCGUUUUCAAGAAAGGAAUCUCGGUGGGGUGACAGGGAGUCUGAAAGCUCUUGGAGAAGAGGUGGUGAGCCGGAAUCCGAAUGGCGACGAGCACCGCCGGAAAGAGAUUGGCGUCGAGGAGAAGCAAGAGAAGAUGAAAGACCUUUCCGGCGAGGGGACGAUCUGCCCCGGAGAGUGGACGAUCUGCCACGACGAGGCGACGAUCUGCCCCGACGAGGGGACGAUCUACCACGACGUGGUGCUGCAGAAGAGAAGGAACAACCUUCUGCAGAAUCAACGGAGGACAGGCCGCCCAAGCGUGAAGGAGACGAGGACAGGCCACCCAGGCGUGAAGGCGAUGAGGACAGGCCGCCCAGGCGUGGGCUGGAUGAUGAUAGAGGGAGCUGGCGGGCUGCAGAUGACGACAGGGGUCCUAGGCGUGGAAUGGAUGAUGACAGAGGUCCCAGGCGUGGGUUGGAUGACGACAGGCCUCCCAGACGUACUUUGGAUGACGACAGGCCGCCCAGACGUGGAAUGGAUGACGACAGGCCACCCAGACGUACUUUGGAUGAUGACAGGCCACCCAGACGCGGCUUGGAUGAUGACAGAAGCAGUUGGCGUGCAGCAGAUGAUGACAGAGGACCCAGGCGUGGACUGGAUGACGACAGGCCACCCCGAAGGGCUUUGGAUGAUGACAGGCCGCCCAGGCGUGGGCUGGACGAUGACCGGGGCAGCUGGCGGGCUGCAGAUGACGACAGGGGUCCCAGGCGUGGAAUGGAUGAUGACAGAGGUCCCAGGCGUGGGAUGGAUGACGACAGAGGUCCCAGGCGCGGGAUGGAUGAUGACAGAGGUCCCAGGCGCGGGAUGGAUGACGACAGAGGUCCCAGGCGUGGGAUGGAUGAUGACAGGAUGCCAAGGCGCGACGAUGACAGGGGACCGUGGCGUAGUGCAGAUGAUGACAGGCUCUCCAGACGGGAAGACGACAGGGGCCCGUGGCGUGGAGGUGAAGAUUCAAGGCCAGGUCCUUGGAGGCCAUUUGGUAAACCAGGGGGAUGGAGAGAACGAGAAAAGGCUCGUGAGGACAGCUGGGGGCCUCCCCGAGAGUCCAGACCCCCAGGAGACCGGGAAUGGGACCGAGACAAAGAUCGGGAUGAGAGUGAGAAGGACCGUGAAUUUGACAGAGAGAGAGAUUUUGAUCGAGAUGAUCGUUUCAGGCGUCCCAGGGAUGACGCUGGCUGGAGAAGAGGACCAGCUGAGGAAACUUCCAGCUGGAGAGAUUCAGGUCGUCGUGAGGACUGGGACAGAGGUGGUCGUGACAUGAGAGAGCGACGCACUGAUGACAGAGAGCCACCCCUCAGAAGAGGACCGCCGCUCAGAUCUGACCGUGAAGAACCCAGCUCAUGGCGGCGCGCUGACGACAGGAGAGAGGAACGUGGAGAAGAACGUGACACACCUCGGCGAUCGGCUCCUGCUCCCGCUGCUCCUCCAGCUUCUGCUCCCCCACCGGCAUCAAAAGAUCGAGAAAGAGACGGGGAGAAGGAGAAGGGUUCCUGGAAAACCGAAAAGGAACGCGAGCCCGUUCGCCGUACUAAAAACGAGACAGAUGAGGAAGGGUGGACCACUGUACGGCGUUAAGUGAGAAUCACAGGGUUUAACCAAUGUUUUAGCUUUGAUUUGAUCAAAUCCGUGGGAUUAUAUUUGUGCUUAUAAACAUUCUUGAAUUGGAAUUCUUUAACAAACGUUUUGAGGUUACAUGAAAGCAUGAGCUUGAAUUACUUAUCUAGAUUGAUCAUGUGCAAAACUCACAGCAGAAGGUUGGAAAUUGAAAUGCCAAGGUUUGGAACUCCAAGUGAUGCUCUUUUGAGGGGUCAUUGGUUGCUAAAAGGAAAAGAAGCAAGACUGUCUUGAGUAACACUUCUGUCUCACACCAAAACAGGCUUGACCUUGUUAUUUUUAGUCUUUCUUAAUUUGGAAUUGGGGGUAUUAUCGUCACAGACCGUGUGUGUGAACACCUCUCUGUUCACGCAUUAUUGAAAAAGCAGAGAUUCCAUAAUUAGCCAAAAAAGUAGAUCUAAGAGCCCUCUUUUCCAGAGGCAUCUUUGAGGGCAGGCGGUUUCUGAGAGGCGUGUUUUAUCACUAUCUAAAUUCACUAAGUUGUUUAAAUCUGAAUUAAAUCCAAUAACCGUUCUGAGCAUUAGCUGCACUGUAGGUUUACUUGAAUACACGCUGCCUACGAGGCUGUUCUGCAGUAAUGGUUUCAGUUACAUUUUCCUGCUGCAGGAUACAACCGCAAAACAUCAAGCUCUUGCAGUUUCAGUGUUUUGGUAGGCAUACAGGGCUGUAUUUUCCAUUGCCAGUAGCAAAACGGCUGUUUCCAUUACUGGAAAAUUCAUGCCUUUCAAGGAUUUAUUAAUAUCAUCAUAUUUAAAAUGUGUGGGUUUGGCAAAAUUGGUGAAUCUUACCCCAGUUCUUUGUCUUCAGGGUCAAUCCUUUCCAAACAAGUGAUUUGUAGUAAUGGCUUUGAAGUUUUGGCUUUGACUCCGGGGUGUGGUAACGAUGGUUUAACUAUCAGGUCAUGCUGAAGCCAGCACAGAACUUGCUGCUGUGUGUUUCUUCAAUGAUAAAUAAACAACGUAAGGAUCAGCUGCUACAGUGUCUUGGCUUUUUAGUGCCUCCCUGUGGUUCGGUUAAUGCCGAACGGCUGUUGAACAGCUCUUUUCUGGGCACAUACCUAUUCCUGUGCCAGCUGAAGGCGAGCGUGAGAACAUCUGGGAUGGUUUCUGAGAAACUUGGUUUAACUUCAGUGUGUGUGAACAAAAGCUGUGCUACUCCUCUUUCCCAAACACGGUGCAACAUUACCCCUUCUCUGUCAGGCAGAUGUAAAGAGUGAUGCUACCUCCAGUUACGUAUUUUUAAUUUUAACCAGACCAAC